Molecule: messenger RNA, 1065 nt
Organism: Symbiodinium necroappetens
Lineage: Eukaryota; Dinophyceae; Suessiales; Symbiodiniaceae
Source: the annotation of a GenBank genome assembly
GUCCAGCGCCUUCGUGGCAGAGAUCCUGCCAUCGAGGUUGAAACCAUUUUCCACAAAGCAGAUGCUCAGCUUCUUCGAGCGUUGAAGAAGUUGCGCCACCCGAUCUUGGUUUUGGACGAGAGAGGUGCCCUGCUGGACUCCGAGGAGUUUGCUCGUCUUUUGUUUGCACGGCUUGAGGAGGGCAGCGCCCGUCUAUCCUUCUGCAUCGGAGCUGCCGAUGGCCUGCCACAAGAACUCCGCGCCUUGCCCAAAGCCAGCUGCGAUAAGGAGGCUUCCGCGAUCAGGGAGCUAAUGGUCGAGUACGGGUUCCUGGCUUCAGUGGGAUUUGAAGUCACCAUCCGCUCGCAACGAGGGGUCAUAGAUGGUCGUGAGAUGGCCAGGGAGUGCCUCGGGAGUUGCCGCACAGGCGAGGACCGUUGCGCAGUCGGUCUGGGUUUGGAAGCGGUGGUGGUUUCCGGCAGAUUGGCCCGGGUGCUGCUGACGGAGCAGAUCUACCGAGCUCAAGAAAUCAGGCGAAAGCUGGACAGAGGCGAGGCUCUCGCUAUCAUCGAGGCGAUCCUGCCUGAGUCUUCUUGCGUGAUCCAGGCCCAUAUCAUCGGCUCGAGUGUACGGCGUCGUUUCGGAGCGAUUACUCGCCUGUUGGUUGUUCUGUUCAGCAAGGGGAAGCCUUGGGUUUGGGGUGUGGAUCCAGGCUGCCAGGACAAUCUGCCAGCAGAUCGUGUCUUUUUGCAUGAUGUAGGAAGUGGCACCAGGCGGGAAGCCACUCCUUCCUGGGACCACAAAACAACCAAGGCUGAGGGCAAGCGCAAGACACCAAGCAUCGAAGCAGUUGGCAAAGACCCGAUGGGGGCGUUCCGUGAUGUUCCAACUGCCCAGACUGCGCCUGAAGACGAGCACAAGGCGCUGAAGGAUAUUGGUGGGACGAUGAUCUCGCUCGUGUUCUGGGCCGUCUUUAUCCGCGCUAUCGUCAUCGAGGAGCACUAUCUUCCAUACCAGGAGAUGAGAACAUCGCUCAUGAUGGAAGGCAUGGGUGGAUCACAGAUUCACGUCUUUCCAACCGACUGA